AUGGUGUCUAUCUCUCCGGAAAACGUGAUCCAAGCAGCGGAUGCUGCCAAUGUCAUCUCAGAGUUCGUAGCUCAAGAGCAAGUCUGCUCUCCCACGGACUUAUGCAGCACUCUUUUCAAGCUUUCUGAUAGUGCAAGAACUCAGAGCUUAGAGUCAAGUCUUGGCUCCGUAGGUGUGGUUGUCCUCUGUGCUUCUGCGGUCCUUCACACAGCAGAGACUGUUAUGUCAAUGGUGAAAGAGCUAGUUAAGACGACUAAACACAGAAGCGUUGUUCUCGUUCUCUGUGGUGGCAUUGGCCACUCGACACAGCUGAUGCAUGAUGCUCUAGCUCAGCACCCGGAGUAUUGUCGUAUUAGCGGUCAAGUUCACGGACAACCAGAGGCCCGUAUACUAGAAAUCAUUGCAGAACAGUUCUUCCACCUCAAGGUCGAGAAGAACAUACAAGCACCUGCAGAAGGCACCGCGCCAAGCCAAGGGCUUACCAUACUUGUCGAAGAUACUUCAACAAAUUGCGCACUCAAUGCCGUAAACACGAGAAAGGUAUUGGAUAUGUAUGGAUGCACAUCACCAGCUUCUAUUGUAGUCGCCCAAGAUCCCACCAUGUGCCGGCGCACCGUUGCUGCGUUUAAACAAGUCUACGCGGACAAGAUGGAUGAUGCGCCUAUACUCGCCAGUUGGCCAACAUUCAUUCCCAGGGUGGCGCCUAAAGACUUUGCGCCUUCGGAACAAACUAACAAUCUCGCCCGUUGUUUGCGUUACGAUGUUGAUGGGUGGAAUAACAGUCGCAACAAUGGCCUAUGGAGCAUGGAUCGGUUUAUGUCUCUACUUAUAGGAGAAAUCCCACGAAUAAGAGAUGAUGAGAACGGAUAUGGUCCUCGGGGCAUAGGUUCUAUCACCCAUGUUGAGAUACCCAUGGAGGUGGAGGAAGCUUGGGGGACUCUUUGCGAUUUACUCGGACAGAGCGGGCGAUAA
This is a messenger RNA of Fusarium sp. VM40, 972 nucleotides long. The record is from the annotation of a GenBank genome assembly. Lineage: Eukaryota; Fungi; Ascomycota; Sordariomycetes; Hypocreales; Nectriaceae.